Solanum verrucosum is the source of this 2307-nucleotide messenger RNA. RefSeq names its product auxin efflux carrier component 3-like. The record is from RefSeq and is a predicted model, not a curated record. Lineage: Eukaryota; Viridiplantae; Streptophyta; Magnoliopsida; Solanales; Solanaceae. Gene Ontology annotation, biological process: auxin polar transport; auxin export across the plasma membrane. Gene Ontology annotation, cellular component: plasma membrane; endoplasmic reticulum. Gene Ontology annotation, molecular function: auxin efflux transmembrane transporter activity.
CCCAAAUCACAAACAAUGAUAAGUUGGCAUGAUCUUUACGUCGUCUUGACAGCCGUUGUUCCUCUAUAUGUCGCCAUGAUCUUAGCCUACGGCUCGGUCCGGUGGUGGAAAAUCUUCUCACCGGACCAAUGCUCAGGGAUCAACAGAUUUGUAGCCAUUUUCGCGGUCCCAUUAUUGUCAUUUCACUUCAUUUCUAUGAACAAUCCAUAUGAAAUGAAUUUUCGAUUCAUUGCAGCUGACACACUACAAAAAGUAAUCAUGUUAAUAGUGUUAUGCAUUUGGUCUAACGUGACAAAAAAUGGAAGUCUUGAAUGGAGUAUAACAAUUUUUUCUCUUUCGACACUUCCAAAUACACUUGUUAUGGGAAUUCCAUUAUUGAUAGCUAUGUAUGGUGAGUAUUCAGGUAGUUUAAUGGUACAAGUUGUGGUGUUACAAUGUAUAAUAUGGUAUACAUUAUUGUUAUUUUUAUUCGAAUUUCGCGGUGCUAAGAUGUUGAUCAUGGAACAAUUCCCAGAAACAGCAGGGGAAAUUGUUUCAUUUAAGGUUGAAUCUGAUGUUGUUUCGUUAGAUGGACAAGAUUUUCUUGAAACUGAUGCUGAAUUGGGACAAGAUGGGAAACUUCAUGUCACGGUACGUAAGUCGAAUGUGUCUAGAAGGUCAUUUGCUAUGACACCUAGACCGUCAAAUCUUACUGGGGCUGAAAUUUAUAGCUUGAAUUCGUAGAAUCCGACCCCACGAGGGUCGAAUUUCAAUCAUACUGAUUUCUACGCGAUGAUGGGGUUUCCAGGAAGGUUAUCGAAUUUUGGUCCGGUUGAUUCAACUCCUAGACAAUCUAAUUUCGAGGAAAAUUGUACUCAGGGAGCUCUAACGAGCUCCCCUAAAUUUGGGUUUUACCCUGCACAGUCUAAUUAUCCAGCCCCAAAUCCGGAAAUUGCUUCUAUAGUUCCUAAAAACACGAAAAAUCAACAACAAUUACAAGUACAUUCGCAGCACCAGCACCAGCCGCAACAACAACAGAAUGGUAAAGCUAGUCAUGAUGCUAAGGAGCUCCACAUGUUUGUGUGGAGCUCUAGUGCUUCACCAGUGUCGGAGGCCGCAGGCCUCCAUGUGUUCGGUGGCACGGAUUUUAGUGCCAACGAACAAUCUUGUCAGUCUGAUGGUGCUAAAGAAAUUAGAAUGUUGGUAUCUGAUCACCCUCAAAUUGGGGAUAAUAAAGUCAUUUCCCAAGAUUUUGGUGGCGAGGAAUUCAGCUUUGAUGGUGCUGGUGGUGGUGAUGGAAAGAAUAAAGAGGAAAAGAAAGAAGAAAAAGAGGGUCUCACCGGACUACACACCGGGGCUACCGGAGUCCAAGAUUCCGGUACCGGAAAACAAAUGCCUCCGGCAAGUGUUAUGACUCGUUUGAUUUUAAUCAUGGUUUGGCGUAAGCUUAUCCGAAACCCGAACACGUAUUCGAGUCUCAUUGGUUUGAUUUGGUCCCUAAUCUCGUAUAGGUGGCAUGUGCAUAUGCCUAAAAUAAUAGAGAAAUCAAUCUCUAUUCUCUCUGACGCUGGACUUGGAAUGGCUAUGUUUAGCUUAGGUUUGUUUAUGGCCCUUCAACCGAAGAUAAUAGCAUGUGGGAACACGGUGGCUACUUUUGCAAUGGCAGUAAGAUUUCUUACUGGCCCAGCAGUUAUGGCUGCCGCUUCUAUUAUCGUUGGCUUACGUGGUACACUCCUCCAUGUCGCGAUUGUCCAGGCUGCAUUGCCACAAGGGAUUGUUCCAUUUGUUUUUGCUAAGGAGUACAAUGUUCAUCCAGCUAUUCUUAGUACUGCGGUUAUUUUUGGAAUGUUGAUUGCAUUACCAAUCACAUUAGUCUACUAUAUUAUUCUUGGAUUAUAAGUCAACAUCAAGCUAGCGUGUCAGUUUCUUGAUUGAUCGAGUCAAGACAUAGUGAACUAUACGCGAUGAACAUGAUCAAGCUAGCACCGAUCUCCUAAUUCAUUGAGUUCAUAUACAUAAUCAACUACGCGAUGAAUCGGAUAUUUCGAAACAAGAGGGAUUUUGAGUAGAAGAGUUCAUGUCAAUAUGGAAUUAGAUAGAAAUUAUCUUAUCUAUGGACUAUGAAGAGUACUCCCAAGCAUUUGGAGCUUAGACAACAUGUUUGACUUAAAUUAGUUUGAGAUCCUUGAUUUAAGGAUAUUUUGUCUCUAUUUUGAAGAAAUUAAGAAAACAUUUCAUCCAAUUAGUCAAAAUUGGAGGAAAAACAAAUUGGGAUUAGUCUAGUAUGAAGGGGACAAGGAGGCAAAAUUGAUGAUAAUAGUCUAGUUU